AAAGUCCAUGAGAAAACGUUUGUAUCCAACCAAACCGGAAAUGUAUUUAUUAAUUUUUCAAGCAAUCGGAAGAUUUAAAAACCGAAAUCAUUACGCUCCGGAGUCCGGACUUCAGACCGGAAACGGUAACGACCAAUAACGGAAACCUUCUCUCUCUCUAUCUCUCUCUAGCUCUCUCCGAUUGUGGAUUCCUUCUCUUACAGAUCACUCCCACGAACCCUAGAUUUUCUUCUAGGGUUUCUCCUCUCCUUCCCUGAACUGCAAAACGAUGCCUUCAUCCCCCAAGUUCUUCCACGCACGCCAACCUCCCUCCACUCUCAGAACAACAGUUCUGAUCGUCGCCUUCUCCCUGGUCUUCGGACUCUCCGGGUUCAUCUUCGGAAUCGUCUCGGUUCUCCACCCUAGUCAGUACAGGUGCCUGACCGGCAACGCCAGAUCGGUGAAGGUGGUUUGGGAGAAAAGUGGCGGCGGCGGCGGCGGCAGCAGCACUCAAAACGGUCUCGUUUCUGGUGUUGGAGAUGGAAAUGACGAGAACAAGAGGCAUAAAGUCAUGGGCUUUGUGGGGAUACAGACCGGGUUUCGAUCCACUGGUCGUAGACAGUCCUUGAGGAAGACUUGGAUGCCGUCCAAUACACAGGGGCUUCAACGCUUGGAAGAAGCCACUGGUUUGGCUUUCAGGUUUGUGAUUGGUAAAACCAAGGAUAAAGCAAAGAUGGCAGAACUCUCUAAAGAGGUGGCCAAAUAUGAUGAUUUCGUGCUAUUGGAUAUUGAAGAGGAGUACAGCAAGCUCCCCUACAAAACGUUGGCUUUCUUCAAAGCUGCCUAUGCACUUUAUGAUGCUGACUUCUAUGUUAAAGCUGAUGACGACAUAUACUUAAGGCCAGAUCGCCUUUCACUGCUUUUGGCAAAAGAGCGUUCUCACUCUCAGACUUACCUUGGGUGCAUGAAAAAGGGCCCAGUCUUCACUGACCCGAAUCUUAAGUGGUAUGAGCCACUUUCCUAUUUGCUUGGAAGCGAGUACUUUCUCCAUGCCUAUGGUCCAAUAUAUGCUCUUUCUGCAGAUGUUGUUGCAAGUUUGGUUGCUCUUAGAAACAAUAGUUUUCGAAUGUUUAGCAAUGAGGAUGUCACAAUUGGUGCAUGGAUGCUUGCAAUGAAUGUCAACCAAGAGAACAAUAAAGCAUUGUGCUCACCGCGGUGUACAUCAUCAUCUAUUGCAGUGUGGGAUAUUCCGAAGUGCUCUGGGCUGUGCAACCCAGAAACCAAAUUGCUAGAACUCCACCAGCAGGAUAGCUGCUCAAAAACUCCAACAGUGGAAUCUGAUGAUUAGCAGCCUUGCAUCGUUUUCUCACAAAGUGGAUCAACUGAGGAGUUAUUUUUGGGUAUGCACAUCCUUCCGUUACCUGAUGAUAUCAUUCUUUUGUUUUUUCCCAUGUGUAGUAAGAACACAGAAAUAUACACAUUUUUUGAAGGGUCCCAAAGAGGGAUAUGAUGAGAAGAGGGUGUAGAAAAAGGGCAUGGCCCGUAUGGGGUCACAGUUACAGGAUUUAGGAUGACCCCGUACGGGGUCAUAGUUAUCAGGGUUGUAAUCAUUUGUCAACUAUUCUAAUUUUAUAUCAUUCUUUAGAAUUUUAACUUCAGAUAUUUUAAA
Molecule: messenger RNA, 1648 nt
Organism: Pyrus x bretschneideri (Chinese white pear)
Lineage: Eukaryota; Viridiplantae; Streptophyta; Magnoliopsida; Rosales; Rosaceae
Product: probable beta-1,3-galactosyltransferase 14
Exons: 7
Coding region: 269-1327 (352 amino acids)
Cellular component (GO): Golgi membrane
Molecular function (GO): hexosyltransferase activity
Source: RefSeq, a predicted model, not a curated record